AUGGAGUGUCCCAAGUCGUGCGAUUCUCGCCUGGGCAAUUCCGUUCUAAUCAGCUGAUGGUGCUCUGCUUUCGUAGUGCUUUCGGUCACGCCAUUCACUGCUGUGACAGUCUAAGAGUAGCUAGCUAGCUAGUCCUCGGGUGUGUUGCACAAUGGGUCGCUUCAGAUCUCCUCUUUGUCUGGUGUUUGUGGCGGCGUCAUUAUCAUCUUUUUUCGUCGGCGAUGUUGGCGGUGGUAGGCCUACGCGUUCCCAAAGAGAAACGUAUAAAACAAAACUUCCUCAAGAUACUUAUGCAAUAUAUAACUUCGCUUUUCAAGGUCAUCCAUCAGAUAUUCCAGGUUUUAUUGUUCCUGAUCCAUUAUCCAUCCCGAUGGAAUACGAGCUGUUCUCCGAGUUCCCUUAUACAAUGAAGAUAUCCAACACCGAGUUCAAAGGUUUAUCCAAUCUAGACAUUGUGUAUUCAGAAAUGGACUUCAUGAGUUUCUCGUUCCACUCGGCCAUGAACGUCCCCGAGGUGAUCGUUUUGGGCAACAUCACUAUCAUCACCGACCUCCUCUACAGCACCUCAUACUGGAGUAGCCUGUACAACAUCACAGUCAACGGUACCGCCAUUGUUCUGAAAGGAAAUGUCUUUAUCGAUUCUAGUGGCACUCUGCAGCUUAACAAAGAAGAUAUGCUGUUUGAAAUAGCGUAUUCAGACGUCCAGCUGAAAGCUGAGAAUCUGCCUUUUUGGGCAGAAACUCUCAUUGAAGACAGCGCCGAUAUGUUUAGAUCCGCUCUUCAGGAAAUGAUCAAAGAUUGGGCUCCGGAGUUCCUGAGGCAAGCACUGAAAACUAACUUCUCGACGAAGUUCCCGGACACAGAAGACCUCGUCAGCAAUUUGCUGGUGAAACCAAGGGUAACCUUCUGGGGACUUAGAUCCAGUCAAAAGUACUUGAAGCAGCUGGGUAUCAGCAAGAUCCUCCACUGUUAUGAUUUCGGUCUAAGUGCGGAGAACACCCACUACAGAUCUCGCAACUCGGAGCUAAGUUACAUCAACCACACCAUCCGCAUGGCCUACGAGACGGAGGUUGAACUGCUGAAAGUGACGGGCACGUGUCGUUUCCUCUUCCUGAAGCCGAUGAACUUCGAAAUCGAGAUGCACAACUUCCUGGCCGGAUCUGAGAUCUUGUUUGAUACUCGGAAGCUGAGUCCACCGACCAUGCGGGAAGUCAGGAGAGAAAUUGGUAGCGUCAGGGUCACAAAGCCUCGCUUGGGAGAGGUGAAUCGUUCAGCCAGAUCCUCAGUCCAGAGUCUGCCCCAAAAAAUCUGGGAAGCCAUUCAGAAGAAGAUCUUGCAGAAGGAACAUUGGAUGUCACUCGACAGCCAGUUAAACAGCCUGAGGAUUACGUAUGACGUCAGCAACCGACUCCACACAAUGGGUAGUCCAGUGAAUGGAGGAGGGGCGUCGUCUACUGUGGCAACUGGAACUUCUUGAUUGCGUUAACUGUUUUGAUAAUCUAUAAAUAAAUAAAUAAAUAAAUAAAUAAAUAAAUAAAUAAAUAAAUAAAUAAAUAAAUAAAUAAAUAAAUAAAUAAAUAAAUAUAUGUAUGUGUAUAUGUCUAUAUGAUAUGUAUGUAUACGUCUAUAUGAUAUAAAUAUAUAUAUAUGACUUGUAAAAAUGUUCUUUUACAACAGAAUUCUAAUAAAAGGAGCCCAUAAAAACGCCAAAAUAUAGAGAGAAAAUACUCUAUUUCAGAGACUGCUGUCUCCUCUUCAGGUAGAUGAAUGAGAAAAGUUACAGCAAAGGUGGUAUUUAUACCAAGAGAUCCAUCCACAGGUAAGCCAAUUGAGGUUACUCCCACUGAUAAUCCUCCUUUAGUCCUCUUAAGCGUUGGUUGAAUGAAAACUUUAUCAAUGACAUCUGAAUCCCAUGCGCCCUUUGAGAUGUUCAUUACCUAUCGCUGUUUAAUCAAGGCCGGUUUUAUCAUCUGACUCUUGUAUCGGCAGUUGCUGCUAUAUAUUAUACGUGACAAAUUCCAGUUUAUUCUAUGGUUAUGUUCAUUUAUAUUGUUGAAAAUAGCUGAGUUCUGCUGUCCAUACCUAACUGAUCUAACUGAAAUAUAGUAUUUUCUCUUUAUA
Molecule: messenger RNA, 2121 nt
Organism: Macrobrachium nipponense
Lineage: Eukaryota; Metazoa; Arthropoda; Malacostraca; Decapoda; Palaemonidae
Exons: 11
Coding region: 152-1477 (441 amino acids)
Source: RefSeq, a predicted model, not a curated record